AUGUCCUCAUGGGGUUGCACCUGGAUCCGUCAGCCCCUCGGGCUAGUGGGCCUGGGCCGUCUGCUCCACGACCCCCCCGAGGACUGCCGCAGCGACGGCGGCAGCAGCAGCAGCGGCGGCAGCAGCAGCGCGGGGGAGCCUGGAGGCGCCGAGAGCAGCUCGUCCCCGCGCGCCCCCGAGCGCGAAAUCCCCGAGCCCGGCGACGCCGAGGGCCCGGGCGGACACCUGGCGGCGAUGCAGCGCCCGGUCGCCAGGUCGAAAAUCAAGUUCACCACAGGCACGUGCAGCGACCCCGCGGCCCACAGCUGUGAGCUGUGUGGCAAGGCCUUCCGCCUGCAGCGCAUGCUCAACCGCCACCUCAAGUGCCACAACCAGGUGAAGAGGCACCUGUGCACCUUCUGUGGCAAGGGCUUCAAUGACACCUUCGACCUGAAGAGGCACGUCCGCACGCAUACAGGCAUUCGCCCCUACAAAUGUGACAUCUGCAACAAAGCCUUCACCCAGCGCUGCUCUUUGGAGUCUCACCUGAAGAAGAUCCACGGGGUGCAGCAGCAGUACGCCUACAAGCAACGCCGGGACAAGCUCUACGUCUGCGAGGAUUGUGGCUACACGGGUCCCACCCAGGAGGACCUGUACCUGCACGUGAACAGUGCCCACCCGGGCAGCGCCUUUCUCAAAAAGACAUCCAAAAAACUAGCGGCUCUUUUGCAAACCAAGCUGAUGUCCACGCGCCAGGAGAAUGCCAACCUGAGUGAGGAGGAGGAGAAGUGAGGGGGGUGGGCAGGCAGCCAGAGCUGCCGUGUUUACAGGGAUUUGGGGUUUUGAAGGUCCCCUGCCCCACUUGGGUUCAGUUCGUCCCGCUGCCCUUCUGGGGCCUGAGCAGGGCCUAGAACAGAUCUAAGGGUUGUUGAUGAUAAUAGUGGUGUCUGGCCCCCCCCCGCCCCCCGUACCCCAUGUCCUGUUGAAUAGUCGAAAUUAACAAAAGUUUGUGGAUGGUCAUGAUCACCAUGAGGAGUUUUUCUUUGUUUCUUUGUUUCUUUGUUUCUUUGUUUGUUUCUUUCUUUCUUUUAGGAUUUUCACAUGUGGAGGC
This is a messenger RNA of Callorhinus ursinus (northern fur seal), 1090 nucleotides long. RefSeq names its product ovo like zinc finger 2 (gene OVOL2). The record is from RefSeq and is a predicted model, not a curated record. Gene Ontology annotation, molecular function: RNA polymerase II cis-regulatory region sequence-specific DNA binding; DNA-binding transcription factor activity, RNA polymerase II-specific. Gene Ontology annotation, biological process: regulation of transcription by RNA polymerase II; epidermal cell differentiation. Gene Ontology annotation, cellular component: nucleus. Lineage: Eukaryota; Metazoa; Chordata; Mammalia; Carnivora; Otariidae.